ACUUUUCAAUGCCCGUUUACAUCCUUAAGUAACAAGUUGAAUUGGGGUCUCUUGUGAAAGGCGGAUUCAUCUUUAUUCUUUCUAUCUAUGUGGUCUUCUUCUAAAAUAUUUAGCUUCACGUUAUAUCAUUUAAUCUUAUUUAUAUGAGCAUUAUCUACAAGGGGCUGAAUGUUGAGUAGUUAUUGGAUUAUUCGCAUGAGUCUGUACUCCCAUUGGAUAGUUUAUAUGUCAGUCAUGUCAUAAGCGGUCAGAAAAGUAUCCUCUCCACAACUUGUAAUGUAUACACUUGCAUCGCUGUUACUGCAUAACGACCAUCGGCAAGGAUAACAAGCGGGCCUGUGUUGUGCCAGCAGGUAAGCAUGCUGAACACCUAAGCUGUGCUGUGAUCCAAAGGUCACCAUGGAGACGGAGGAUGCGCCUGCGCAUUGUGCGCAAAGCGGUAAUGAUAGCUCCGAGACCUGCACGGUGUCUGUCAAAGGUCUAACAGAAAACUGGCAGAAAUGGUCUAAUGAUCACUGCGAAAGCCAGAAACACAACCCCUUCAGCAACGGCAAGGUGACCCCUCCUCAGAUCCAGCGAGGACAAGACGGUUACGGCAGGCCUUUAGAGGGAUCUAAAACAGAGCAGAGGGGGAAAGACGCACACUCUCGCAUAAACGGAGAGGUCAUAGAACUCUGUCAGGUGAUCAGAGACAAUGGGCUGAGAGGAGAGGACGGCAGGACCGCUGUGCGCUUCGAUGCGCUUUUUGAGAGAUACGUUACCAUCUCUAAUAAACUAGUGGGAGUUCUGCUGCGCGCGCGCAGGCAGGGGCUGGUGCACUUUGAAGGCGAGAUGCUGUGGCAGGGAAGAGAUGAUGGAGUGCUCAUUACUUUAUUACAGCAAGGAUAAACUCCACGUGCCUGCCUACCAAAUAUAGUAGCGUCAAACUUUACAUUAUGGAUAGUUUACAGGCUGCGUUUGAUGGAGUGUUAAAGCACAACCAUUGCACUAUUGCAAGUUGCUCAUGGAAUGUUUUAUAUUUGUAAUCAAUU
This is a messenger RNA of Triplophysa rosa, 1031 nucleotides long. RefSeq names its product actin-binding Rho-activating protein-like. The transcript is spliced from 2 exons. Gene Ontology annotation, biological process: positive regulation of Rho protein signal transduction. Bases 400 to 888 code for a protein of 162 amino acids. Lineage: Eukaryota; Metazoa; Chordata; Actinopteri; Cypriniformes; Nemacheilidae. Gene Ontology annotation, molecular function: actin binding. The record is from RefSeq and is a predicted model, not a curated record.